Molecule: messenger RNA, 1171 nt
Organism: Balaenoptera ricei (Rice's whale)
Lineage: Eukaryota; Metazoa; Chordata; Mammalia; Artiodactyla; Balaenopteridae
Gene: RACK1
Product: receptor for activated C kinase 1
Exons: 9
Coding region: 173-1126 (317 amino acids)
Biological process (GO): rescue of stalled cytosolic ribosome; positive regulation of protein phosphorylation
Cellular component (GO): cytosol; nucleus
Molecular function (GO): translation regulator activity; ribosome binding; protein kinase C binding
Source: RefSeq, a predicted model, not a curated record
GGGACAGUGAAGACGCUAGGCGAUCCUUCCGGGAAUGGGGCGUGCACUUUCUUCCGCUUCUUAGACCUCAUGCCCCAACCGGCCGCGGCGGGAACGUGUGUGUGUGGGUCGUCUCUCCGAGCCAUCUAGUUCCAUCCUUGUCGCUGCGGCGACACCCGCACCCGCCGCCGUCAUGACUGAACAGAUGACCCUUCGUGGCACCCUCAAGGGCCACAACGGCUGGGUGACCCAGAUCGCUACCACUCCCCAGUUCCCGGACAUGAUACUGUCCGCCUCUCGAGACAAGACCAUCAUCAUGUGGAAGCUGACCAGAGAUGAGACCAACUAUGGUAUCCCACAGCGUGCUCUUCGGGGUCACUCCCACUUUGUUAGUGACGUGGUCAUCUCCUCAGAUGGCCAGUUUGCCCUCUCAGGCUCCUGGGAUGGAACCCUUCGCCUCUGGGAUCUCACAACGGGCACUACCACGCGCCGAUUUGUAGGCCAUACCAAGGAUGUGCUGAGUGUGGCCUUCUCUUCUGACAACCGACAGAUUGUCUCUGGCUCCCGAGAUAAAACCAUCAAGCUAUGGAAUACUCUGGGUGUAUGCAAAUAUACUGUCCAGGAUGAGAGCCACUCAGAGUGGGUGUCUUGCGUCCGCUUCUCGCCCAACAGCAGCAAUCCCAUUAUUGUCUCCUGUGGCUGGGACAAGCUGGUCAAGGUAUGGAACUUGGCAAACUGUAAGCUGAAGACCAAUCACAUUGGCCACACAGGCUACCUGAACACUGUGACCGUCUCUCCAGAUGGAUCCCUCUGUGCUUCUGGAGGCAAGGAUGGCCAGGCCAUGCUGUGGGACCUCAAUGAAGGCAAGCACCUUUACACGCUAGAUGGUGGGGACAUCAUCAAUGCCCUGUGCUUCAGUCCCAACCGCUACUGGCUCUGUGCUGCUACGGGCCCUAGCAUCAAGAUCUGGGACUUGGAGGGCAAAAUCAUUGUAGAUGAAUUGAAGCAAGAAGUUAUCAGUACCAGCAGCAAGGCAGAGCCGCCUCAGUGUACCUCUCUGGCCUGGUCUGCUGAUGGCCAGACUCUGUUUGCUGGCUACACAGACAACCUGGUGCGAGUGUGGCAGGUGACCAUUGGCACCCGCUAAAAACAUGGGAGAGCUUUAAAAAUUAAAAAAACUGGUUUUCUUUUA